GACGGUUGCCCGGCAACGGCGACGCGUUGGCAAUGGAGCCGGCCGCGCUGCCCACCGCGCUGCAGCUGGCGGCCAGCGGGGACACGGGGCUGAGCCUGGAGAAGCGGGCGGCGCUGGGGGCUUCGCUGCUGCUCCUGCAGCGCGACUAUCGCUUCGAGAGGGUCUGGUUCUGGGGCUGCAUCCAGGGCGUGCGCGGUACCUACUACAUCGCGCAGGGGCUGGGCCCCGACCUCGCUGCGCCUCGCAGCCGCCUCUACAGCUUGAACUGCGUGGAGUGGAGCCUCCUGCCGCCGGCGACCGUGGAGAUGGUGGAACAGGCCGCGCUGCUGAAGGGCCUCUUCCAGGGAGACCCGUCUUUUGAGUACGAGUAUGCCGAGGUAAACGCAGAAGAUGACGAAAGAUUUCUGGAGGAUGGUAAGGAGCUCACAAUCAAGGAGGAGAACCGCCUUGUAGCUACAAUAGAACAGAUAGACAGAGCAGUUGGUAUCAUCCCUCGACGUGCAUUUAUGAAGACUCCUCUUGGGUCUGUGCAUGAAAACAGAAACUUUGAAGGUCUUUCUUUGACGGAGGCAAAAAAAUUAAGUUCCUAUUUCCAUUUUACUGAGCCUGUUAACUUGAAGAAUAAAACCCUGCUGGAAAAAGCUGACCUGGAUCCAUCCACUGACUUUCUGGACUCUCUGGAGCAUGAUGUCCCACAAGGCUCCUGGACCGUCCAGUUUGAGAAGGGAGGCACUGUGGUUGUGUUGAGAAGUCUGCUGUGGCUUGGACUGACAUUCUACCAUGUCCCAAUGACUAAGCAAUAUGGCUACAUCUACUGUGGCACUGGAUGGAAAAUUAAGCACAUCUGUCAACCCAAAACUAUCCUGGGAAGGACCCUCAUCACUGACAUGGAAAACAUGAAAAUAUAUCUGCAAGGAGAAAAAGCAAGUCCGGUUGUCAAGAACAUCAACGUUCUGUAUUUGCUUGAUCCAGGAAGGAUGCACAAGCUAGGAAUACUGAAGUGGAUGUGGAAGAAAUGCACGUGCCUGCCUACCACUGCCAUGCAUUUUCUGCUGCAAAUUACAGAUAGUACAGAUUUUAAAAAUAUUUCAUUUUGGUAG
Molecule: messenger RNA, 1100 nt
Organism: Gallus gallus (chicken)
Lineage: Eukaryota; Metazoa; Chordata; Aves; Galliformes; Phasianidae
Gene: RSPH9
Product: radial spoke head component 9
Exons: 6
Coding region: 33-1100 (355 amino acids)
Biological process (GO): motile cilium assembly; axoneme assembly; cilium movement involved in cell motility
Cellular component (GO): axoneme
Source: RefSeq, a predicted model, not a curated record